Molecule: messenger RNA, 372 nt
Organism: Linnemannia hyalina
Lineage: Eukaryota; Fungi; Mortierellomycota; Mortierellomycetes; Mortierellales; Mortierellaceae
Source: the annotation of a GenBank genome assembly
AUGUCUGGCAUCACUCUCGUCAACCAGGUCAAGGCAUCAAAGUUCCUCUCGGGCAUCCUCCAGCCCGUCGCCAACGCCUUCGUCAACGCCUCCGGAUACCGCAAGCUUGGUCUCCGCUACGACGACGUCCUCCGCGAGGAGACAGACAUCAUCCGUGAGGCCGUCAACCGCCUUCCCGACAACGUGGGCUACGAGCGCGUCUACCGCAUGAAGGUCGCCUUCCAAUACUCGCUCUCUCACACCAUCGCCACAAAGGACACCGCCCUCAAGCCUGAAGACGAUAUCCGCUACCUUACGCCUGUUAUUGAGGAGGUUGCCGCCGAGUUUGCCGAGAGGGAUGACUUUAACAACAUCAAAUCAUACACCAAGUAA